AUGCAUGCUCCUCCGCCACCAUCGCUCCCCCCCAAGCCAGGCAGCCAUGAGACUAGCCGCAUCAGCACACCCAUUAUAUCCAACUCGCCCCGGCCAGGGACUGGGCCCGGAUUCGAACUGGACGGCUCCGGCCCAGGACAUCCAGCUUACCAAUCGGCUGGGCUUGAGUUCUCCCAACCUGAAUCUAUUCCGGAUCCCGGUGACCAGUGGCUUCCAAAGUUACUGCAGGACAAGUCGAAACAUGACCUUGCAGACAUCGCCACCAACCUCGAACUUCUGAACGCCCUCACCCAUGCGCCAAGCACUAUUCACCCGUCUUUAGCAUCGUCGCAUCAAGCUCUCAAGGCUGCCUUGGCCGAAAAUCUCGACAUUGCCUCGCGCCUCGUUGAGCUUGAGGCUCGAUUAGCACACCAGAGGUCAUCCGCACAAGCUCAGCUGCUCUCAACACACGCUUUGGAGCGCCAAUGGCGGCAAAAACAGUCAGACAUGGACCACGCACUGGCGCCAUUCUCACCAGCUUCUCUGUACCAGAGGCUGGGGCAAGGUGUUCACGAACAAGCUUCCGUAUGUCAUGCCCUGGAAGAAAGUUUCAUUGAUGGAGAGGGAGGCGGUGCAUUUGCUUCGGAGAGGGAAACAUUAGAAUGGAUCAAAAGGUAUAGAGACGCAAAAGCAUUGUAUUACCUCCGGCAAGAGAGGAAGGGGCGCUGGGAUGAGGGUCGUGUAGGUGGUUGGAGGUAG
Messenger RNA from Colletotrichum truncatum, 738 nucleotides. RefSeq lists its product as uncharacterized. The record is from RefSeq and is a predicted model, not a curated record. Gene Ontology annotation, biological process: ubiquitin-dependent protein catabolic process via the multivesicular body sorting pathway; protein targeting to vacuole; protein targeting to membrane. Lineage: Eukaryota; Fungi; Ascomycota; Sordariomycetes; Glomerellales; Glomerellaceae. Gene Ontology annotation, cellular component: ESCRT I complex.